Molecule: messenger RNA, 1812 nt
Organism: Truncatella angustata
Lineage: Eukaryota; Fungi; Ascomycota; Sordariomycetes; Amphisphaeriales; Sporocadaceae
Product: heterokaryon incompatibility protein-domain-containing protein
Exons: 2
Coding region: 1-1812 (603 amino acids)
Source: RefSeq, a predicted model, not a curated record
AUGGUCACGUGCGAGGGCGUACAGGCUUAUCAAACACGAAGACAAAGUGAGGGGCUAGUAAGUGGUCAAGGACAGCUACGUGGACGCAUUAGACGUGCAACCAUUGGUGAUGCACCCCCGUUUGUUGCCAUCUCGCAUGUCUGGGGGGAUAGGAAAUUUGACCGAAGCAUACACCUCGACUCAGGUUGCGGAGUUAAAUAUGCUCAAAUUUCCCCGAAUCUUGAGGCACUGCUCACCAAGCUCCUCUGUCUUGACUCGGCUGCUCUUCCGCAACUAUGGGAGGAAGGCUCAAAGCUACUCUUGUGGGUCGACAUGAUUUGCAUCAACCAGAUUGAUGUCGGUGAAAAAGCUUCACAAAUCCCUCUCAUGCGAAACAUCUACUCACAGGCGCGGUCCGUCCUUAUUUGGAUCAACGAAGACAGCAGCCACGUUCAUCAUGCCUUCCGCUACCUCCGCCAAAUCAUCACAGACCUAACAGUCGUGGAUACAAAUCGCUCGGUUCUAUUUGAUCCAAAAGGAUGGGAUGCUAUUAAGCAUCUUUUGAAUUGUGAUUGGUUUCAUCGGAGAUGGGUUCUCCAAGAAUCAGUGGUCCCAAAAGAUGCUGUCUUUCUCUGCGGUUCGGAAGUCAUGCCUAUCAAAGACCUUUUUGAUGGGGUUGAUGUGGUCAUAGGAAUGUUACUGGCACGUCCUCAAGAGCUCAAGGUCCUUCAUGUCGCACAUGUAGGGUCCGUUAGGCCAGUAUUGGCUUUGAGAGAAUUGAAAAAACGCUACGCUAGUGCCAGUUCUCCAUCGACGUUGCUCUGGUUGCUUGAGCACUUUCGAUUUACUAGAACAACCUUGGCUCACGAUCAAAUUUAUUCGUUACUCGGUCUUUGUAGCCCAGAUGAAGUUGCUGGAAACCCUAUCCGAUACGACCUCGAACCUGAGGAUGUAUACAAAACAUUCGUUGCAUCCCACGUACAGCUGUAUACUAACUUAGAGUUCCUUGGUCUCUGCACACCUGCUCAGCGCGACAACCUAUGGUCGGGACCGCUGAACAAUCCGAUAUCCCGUCCUUUUGGUGGCCCUUCGUGGGUACCGAAUUGGCAUUCAGGACGUCUCCGACGUUGUUUAGGUCUCAGCAGCUUAGACCCCAACGUACAAUUUUUCAACGCCUCUAACACACUUCCCACAACCAUGUCAUUUCAAGGGAAUGAAUUGAUUGUUUCUGGUGUUCAGCUUGACAAAAUUAGGGUUUUCGGUAAUUUUUGUCAACACGACCAGCGCUCUGAGUUGUCCAAUACCAAUUCAAGAUUAUUUCAACAGUAUUUUGAUUUCUGGAUGACAGCGACGGGCGUACCGAUGCCGUACAAAGACAGACAAUGCAUGGCUGAAACAUUUACUCGCACUUUGAGCCUUCUUGGAAUCUACCUGGAUCCGGUACCUUCGCCAAUUGAUAUCCCAGAUAUGUUUUGUCGUUGGUGUAGCGAUUCAAUUCUAGGCAGGCGACUUGCAGAAUAUGGCCUCAAGCCCAAUAGCGCAAGUGAUGGAAAUGGGCAAAAAGCCUUCAUAAGGAUGAAACGUCUGAUGUCCUGGGACCCCUUCAUUACUAAAGGAGGCUAUAUUGGUCUUGCUCGCGAACAAUGCCGAGUGGGAGACGAGAUUUGGCUCAUUGGUGGUUGUAGCGUUCCUCUCAUUCUCUCUCCACAGACGGAAAAUCCAGGUUAUUAUCGGGUGAAUGGCGAAGUAUUCAUUGACGGAUUCAUGUUUGGGGAGAAAGCGAGCACAAUUGUUUCCAAUCCUCGGCUGAUUCGGCGUAUCACUUUGAUCUAA